Penicillium brevicompactum is the source of this 456-nucleotide messenger RNA. RefSeq lists its product as uncharacterized. The transcript has a single exon. The record is from RefSeq and is a predicted model, not a curated record. NCBI's taxonomy places the organism in Eukaryota, Fungi, Ascomycota, Eurotiomycetes, Eurotiales, Aspergillaceae. Bases 1 to 456 code for a protein of 151 amino acids.
AUGCACUCUCAGUCUUAUCCCCAGAGGUCACUCUCCCAAACUUCAACUUCCUCCUCACGCUCCAACCAAUCCAAGAAGUCCUCCAGACUCCCUAGCAAACUGUCCUCGAAGAUCUUUCGCUCCAAAUCUCCAGCUCCAAUCGAUAUUCCCAAGACCCGGACCGCAAAUAUUCCACGGAGCAAUCCCGAGGAUUCAUACUUCUCCCAAAGCUAUACUUCCAACAGCCCUGCAGACAUGUCUCCCACAAUCUCGUCUCCCCAGUCCCCGAAAUCGGACGACGAGGUCAAGCGUGCUUCUACGCCGACUCGAAAGACCAGUGGUGACUAUAAACGCUACAGUGGAACCGUAAACCACUGCGGUCGGCACUCGAACGACUGGCUGUUUGGCGGCUUCAGUGUUCGCGAGUCCGUGCGCGAUGGCCUCGAGAAGCUCCGUCACUCGGACAAGGAGGGCUGA